Molecule: messenger RNA, 5239 nt
Organism: Corapipo altera (White-ruffed manakin)
Lineage: Eukaryota; Metazoa; Chordata; Aves; Passeriformes; Pipridae
Product: dual oxidase 2-like
Exons: 33
Coding region: 1-4608 (1535 amino acids)
Biological process (GO): response to oxidative stress; defense response; superoxide anion generation
Cellular component (GO): plasma membrane; NADPH oxidase complex
Molecular function (GO): calcium ion binding; superoxide-generating NAD(P)H oxidase activity; peroxidase activity
Source: RefSeq, a predicted model, not a curated record
AUGCAACGUGCAGAGAUGAUGUUGAGUUUGACUGUGGUUCUGCUGGGGACGUGGACCUUGGGGAGAGCCCAGAACAUCACCUGGGAGGUCCAGCGCUACGACGGCUGGUACAACAACCUUCUGCACCACAGCCGUGGCUCUGUGGGUGCUCGGCUGCUGCGUCUCCUGCCGGCCAACUUCGCCGACGGCGUCUACCAGGCGCUGCAGGAGCCCCGUGUGCCCAACGCUCGCCAGCUCAGCACCGCAGUGGCACGAGGCCCCUCCGGGCUGCCCUCACUCAGGAACACGACCGUGCUGGCUGUCUUCUUUGGUUUCCAUGUGCUCCUGGACAUCCUGGAGACAGAGAAACCCGGCUGCCCUGCUGAGUUUCUCAACAUCUACAUCCCCCCCGGAGACCCAGUGUUUGACCCUGCUGGCACUGGAGAUGUGGUCCUGCCCUUCCAGCGCAUCCGCUGGGCUGUGGAGACAGGGCAGAGCCCCAACAGCCCCCGGGAACAGACCAACGGGGUGACGGGCUGGCUGGACGGCAGCUCCAUCUACGGCCCCUCGCAUUCCUGGAGCGACGCCCUGAGGAGCUUCUCGGGGGGACAGUUGGCGUCGGGGCCUGUCAGACACCUCCCGAGGCAGACAGACGGGAGGGUCCCCAUGUGGAAGGCGAUCGAUCCAUCCACGGGACAGGGUGGUCUCGAAGGCAUCUAUGACCUGGGAAGCGCCUGGGGAAAUGAGAACCCCUUCCUGCAGGCUGAGAGCAUCGCCUGGUUUCGGUACCACAACCACCUGGCCACAGCGCUGGCCCAGCAGCACCCCACCUGGUCUGAUGAGGAUCUCUUCCAGCACACUCGCAAGAGGGUCAUUGCCACUUUCCAGAGCAUCGUUCUGUACGAGUGGCUGCCGACCCUGCUGGGGUCAGACAUCCCAGAGUACAAAGGUUACCAGCAGCACCUGGACCCCAGCCUCUCGCCAGAGUUCGUGGCAGCUGCGGCGCAAUUCCUGGCCACCAUGGUGCCACCGGGCAUUUAUAAGAGAGACAGCGAAUGCCGGUUCCAGAACGUGUCUGGCCCUAGUGGCUCAUUCCCAGCAGUGCGGCUCUGCAACAGCUACUGGAGCAGAGAGAGGCCAGGGCUGCAGCAGGCAGAGGAUGUGGACAACCUCCUGCUGGGGAUGAGCUCACAGAUUGCAGAGAGGGAGGACAACAUUGUCGUGGAAGAUCUCCAAGAUUACUGGUAUGGGCCCCUGAAGUACUCCCGCACUGACUAUGUGGCCAGCUGGAUCCAGCGUGGGCGAGACCUUGGCCUGCCAACCUAUAACCAAGCCCAGGAGCGAUUUGGGUUGAAACCUCUCCAGAACUGGUCAAACCUUGCACCACACCUGGAGCCACAGGUCCUGCAAAAGGUCGCUGCCCUGUAUGCCAAUGACAUGGCUGGGCUGGAGCUGCUCCCUGGAGGCAUGUUGGAGGCUGAUGGCUCCCUCUUCAGCACCAUCAUCCUGGAGCAGUUUGUACGCCUGCGUGACAGUGACAGGUUUUGGUUCGAAAACACCAAGAAUGGGCUCUUCACAGAGGAGGAAAUCAAGGAAAUCCGUAACACUACCUUUCACGACGUCCUGGCUGCUGUCACCUACGCCAACUCCACAGACAUCCAGACUCACGUGUUCACCUGGAGAAAGGGGGACCAGUGCCCCCAGCCCCAGCAGCUGACAGCUCAACACUUGGCCAACUGCACUCCCAUGGUGGUGCUGGACUACUUUGCAGGCAGCGGUGCAGGCUUUGGGAUCAUCAUCGUUGUCCUCUGCUGUCUGCCUUUGGUGACUCUCUUUGUUGCCUGGAUCGUUGCUGCUUUCCGCAAGAGAGAUUUCAAGAAGCUGCAGAAGCAGCAGAGCACCAGAGUGCGCGCGAAGGUGACCGGCGAGGCCACACACGCCAUGGAGUGGCACGGCCCCAAGACAGACAGCUGUCCUGUCUACAUCCAGCUCCAAGCUGACAAAGUGCUCAAAGUGCUGGAUGGAAGAGGGUCUCUGAUGCGGAGCAUCAACCUGAAAGCCUACCAAAGGGUGGAGGUGAUCCUCUCCAACAACAAAGGGAACAAAGCUCUGCUCCUGAAGAGCCCCAAGGAGUAUGACCUGGUGCUGCUCUUCUGCGAGGAGGCCGAGAGGAGCAGCUUUGUUGAAAAGCUACAAAACUACUUGAAUGAGAACGGGCUCUACCUGCAUCUGUCUGAGACGAAGGAGCAGAACCUUAUGAAAUGGGCAGUCACUCAGGAGCAGAGAAAACAAAUUCUGGAGAUUUUCUUCAGGCACCUGUUUGCUCAGGUGCUGGAAAUUGACAGGUCCGAUGCAGGAGAGCUCAACUUCAAAUCUUCACAGAAGGCAAGGGAGUCUCUGACGUGUGAGCUGAGCAGGGCUGAGUUUGCCGAGGCCCUGGGGCUCAAGGCCCACUCCAUGUUUGUGGACUCCAUGUUCUCCCUGGCUGACAAAGAUGGCAACGGCUACAUCUCCUUCCGGGAGUUCCUGGACAUCUUGGUGGUCUUCAUGAAAGGGUCCCCAGAGGAGAAAUCCCAGGUGAUGUUCAGGAUGUAUGACAUCGAUGAGAAUGGGUUCCUCUCCAAGGAGGAGUUUCUGAGGAUGGUCAGGUCCUUCAUUGAGAUCUCCAACAACUGCCUGUCAAGAGAACAGGCAGAGCAGGUGACUGAGUCCAUGUUUCGGGCCUCAGGGUUUCAGGACAGGGAUGAGCUGACGUGGGAGAAUUUCCACUACAUGCUGCGGGACCACAACAGCGAGCUUCGUCUCACCCACCUCUGUGUGAAAGGUGUCCCUGAGGUGUUCAAGCAAAACCUGCACAACUGUGUCUCCUUCAUAAAGAAAGAGCCAAAAGGAACCAUCUCAGAGGAGGAGAGAGACCCGAAUCUGGACACCGUGAGUCACUACGUGGAACGAGAAGGGCAAGAGCUGAGGAAGAGACCAGGUAGAAAGGGGAACCAGUACCAGCUGCGCCUGUACACUGAGGCGCAGCGGAAGAGGUACAAGCGGAGCCGAGUUCAGCAGAAGAUCCAGGAGUUCAAACGCUUCAUUGAGAAUUACCGGCGCCACAUCGUCUGCGUCAUCCUCUUCUCUGCCAUCACCGCCGGCGUGUUCAUGGAGAGAGCCUACUACUAUGCCUUUGCAUCCCCCAGCACUGGAAUUGCACAGACCACCUUUGUGGGGAUCAUCAUCUCCCGGGGAGCAGCUGCCUCCAUCUCCUUCCUGUACUCCUACAUCCUGCUUACCAUGUGCCGCAACCUCAUCACCAUCCUGCGGGAGACCUUCCUCAACCACUACAUCCCCUUCGAUGCCGCUGUCGAUUUCCACCGCUGGAUUGCCAUGGCAGCCCUGAUUUUCUCAGUGCUCCACACUGCAGGUCAUGUAGUGAAUGUCUAUAUCUUCUCAGUCACACCUCUCAGCGUGCUGUCCUGUCUCUUCUCCAAUGUCUUCACAAAUGAUGGGUCACAGCUCCCACAGAAGUAUUACUGGUGGUUCUUCCAGACUGUUCCAGGUAUGACAGGAGUGUUGCUGCUUGUGGUCCUUGCUGUGAUGUAUGUGUUCGCCACCUACCACUUCCGACGCGUCAGCUUCCAGGGCUUCUGGAUCACCCACCACCUCUAUGUGCUGCUCUAUGUCCUGGUCAUCAUCCACGGCAGCUACGCGCUGAUCCAGCAGCCUCGUUUCUACAUCUACUUCAUCGUCCCAGCUCUCAUCUACAGCGCGGACAAGCUGCUCAGCCUGAGCAGGAAGAAGGUGGAGAUCAGCGUGGUGAAAGCCGAACUCCUGCCCUCAGGUGUCACCCACCUCCAGUUCCAGCGGCCCCAGGAUUUUGACUACAAGUCCGGGCAGUGGGUGCGCAUCGCCUGCGUGGCCCUGGGCACCACAGAGUACCACCCCUUCACCCUCACCUCGGCACCACACGAGGACACGCUGAGCCUGCACAUCCGUGCCGUGGGGCCCUGGACCACUCGCCUGCGGGAGCUCUACUCCCCAGAGAGCCUGGCCCUCAUCGGCAAGCUGCCCAAGCUCUACCUGGACGGGCCCUUCGGAGAGGGCCACCAGGAGUGGAACAAAUUUGAGGUGUCAGUGCUGGUGGGAGGAGGCAUUGGGGUGACACCCUUCGCAUCCAUCCUCAAGGACCUGGUCUUUAAGUCAUCCAUAAACUCCAAGCUGCUGUGUAAGAAGAUCUACUUCAUCUGGGUGACACGCACGCAGCGGCAGUUUGAGUGGCUGACAGACAUCAUCCGGGAGGUGGAAGAGUCAGACAGGAACAACUUGGUCUCUGUGCACAUCUACAUCACGCAGCUGGCCGAGAAGUUCGAUCUGCGCACCACCAUGCUGUACAUCUGUGAGCGGCACUUCCAGAAGGUGCUGAACAAGAGCCUGUUCACGGGGCUGCGCUCCAUCACCCACUUUGGGCGCCCUCCCUUUGUACCCUUCUUCAACUCACUGCAGGAGGUGCACCCUGAGGUGCAGAAGAUUGGGGUGUUCAGCUGUGGCCCACCCGGGAUGACAAAGAGUGUGGAACAGGCUUGUCGGCAGAUGAACAAGAAGGACCAGACCUACUUCGCACAUCACUAUGAGAAUUUCUGACCCUACCCCAUGCUUUUCACCCUGGGCUGCAGUCUGGUCCAUCCCAGCACCUGGGCAGCAAUGCAGUGGGUGGCCAUGGUCCUGGGCUCCCACUCACCAUCACGCCCCAGAGAAAGCCAUCCAUGGCAGAGGACACUGAGACCUGCAGAGCUGAGACUGGUGUGCCAGUAAAGCAUUGCCAUCCCAUCAUCACCCCACACAGCCCCAGUGUGAACCCCUGAGCCCAGGGCAUACUAAUACUGUCCACACACUGCUGCAGCCCCAUACCCAGGCUUGGGCUGGCAUGUCCCAGUCAAAAAACCACAGUGUUUGAGUUAAGCCCAGUUCUGCUACAUUAAUCCCACAACACAGAGCUUGUGCUCUGCUGUGGGACUCAGGGAAUGUCUCUGCCCAGCUUUGGGGAACACCUUGGUGCCUGCACAACCUGAAUCCACAGCACUUUGCCCCAAGACCAAUGUGGAGCACACAUGGGGUGAGGAGCCAAAGAGCUUCCCACCAUCUCUCUCCUUGAAAAAGGCUCAGCUUUCCUAAUACACUUGUGGGUGCCUGCUUGUUAACUCUCUGAGCCUUUUCUGGGUUUGCAAAGGGCCUUAGUUGUGUUUGCAUCGGCUUCUUUCAGCAGCGUCCCUUC